Molecule: messenger RNA, 1296 nt
Organism: Emiliania huxleyi CCMP1516
Lineage: Eukaryota; Haptophyta; Isochrysidales; Noelaerhabdaceae
Exons: 6
Coding region: 1-1296 (431 amino acids)
Source: RefSeq, a predicted model, not a curated record
AUGCACAUGCGGGUGGUUCUCCAACGUCUCUUCUCGCCUCGCGCCAUCGCGAUUGCCAUGUGCAGUGCCGCCGCGCGCUUCGAUGCGCCGGCCGUCCUCGCGCAGGCCGCCGAUGACCGGUCGGCUCCUGCCGCCGAGGUAAUCCGCGCGCUCAAGGAGAUUGAGUGCGCUCCGCCGCCUGCCGCCACGGCGGAGGACCUGUCCGGACGGUGGGAGCUCGUCUUUUCGACGGCGGCGGCAAAGCUGCCGCUCAUCGACGGCUACAUGCCCAACCGCGAGGUGCUCGAGUGGGACCUGGCGGCGCGGAGGCUCAAGCUCGAGAUCGAGACGCUGCCGCUGCUGCCAAAGGUUCGUGUGGUGGGCGAAGAGCUCACCUUUGACGCGGCGUCGCAGACCCUGACGUACUCCGUGAAGCAGAAGCCGCCCUCCCAGUGGCGCGUCCUUCAUGUCGACCGCGCCAAUGGGCUGCUCGCGGCGCGCUCCUCGGUGACUGGUCUCAACCUCAUCCGCAAGCUGCGCGGCGGCGCCAUGAGGCCCACAGCCACCCUCGCCGCCGCCGCCCUCUCCGCCGCCGCCUCCGCCGCCACCGCCUUGCGCGCGCGCCGUGCCGUCGCCACCGCCGCAGCGCCGCCCCUGGGGCAAGACUUGUGCGAGGAGUUCGCGCUGUACGCGCCGCCGGCCAGCCUCGCGCCGCUGCAGCGCGGCAAGGAGCCAAUCCCUCUGGGCGUGCUCAAGGCGGCGAGGGUGGAGGCGCGCGGCGAGGUGCACCGCGACGGCGACUGGCACCGCUCAGUGCACGUGCGCUCUGCCUUCAAGGACACCCACCCCAACCUGCUCGACGUAUCGUGCGCAGGCCACAUCACCGGAGCGGACGGCGUCGUCGACACGGCGGCGCGCCCGCCCGCGGUUGGCCGUGGAACGGUGCGCGAGCUGCAGGAGGAGAUUGGCGUCUCGCUGCGCGAGGCGGACCUCGAGGCCGCUUGGGUCUGCACGCUGCCCGCCUCAGCCGAGGGUGCGACGGCACAGCACGGCCGCUUUCUCUGCCGCGAGUACCAGGCGUGCUCUUCUCCGUGGCUCUUCUCCGAGAUCUUCCUCGUGCGCUGCUCCGCAGGCUUUGACGCCGCCGCCCUCGCCCUCGACCAGGGCGGCCAGGGCGAGGUUGCCGGCGUGGAGUGGCGCGAUGCGAGCGAGGUGGCGGCGGCGUGGGCCUCUGGAGAUGCGGGCUUCGUGCCGCGCACGGCCGUAUACGGCGCCAUUCUCUCCGAGGCCAUCGCAGGGCUGGACGGGUCUGACUAG